CGCGCGAGGCAUUGUGGGAGUUCGCCGCCAGCCCGUCGAGCCGUUCCCGUUGGCCCCGCGGGCGAGAGCGGAGGCAGCGGCAGCGGGGCCGCCGCCGGCCCACGGGAGACAUCUUGCCGCCGGAGGCCGCGCCAGGGCUAUUCCAGACCCAAUACAGACAAAAUGUCCAGCAGGGGUGGAAAGAAGAAGUCAACCAAGACUUCCCGCUCUGCAAAGGCUGGGGUCAUAUUCCCUGUUGGAAGAAUGCUACGUUACAUUAAGAAAGGCCACCCGAAGUACAGAAUUGGUGUUGGUGCUCCAGUGUACAUGGCUGCUGUACUGGAAUAUCUGACUGCGGAAAUUCUUGAAUUGGCUGGAAAUGCAGCAAGGGACAACAAGAAGGGUCGAGUCACUCCUAGACACAUCCUGUUGGCUGUAGCAAAUGAUGAAGAAUUAAAUCAGCUAUUGAAAGGGGUCACCAUAGCCAGUGGUGGAGUGUUACCCAAUAUUCACCCAGAGCUGUUGGCAAAGAAGCGGGGAUCAAAAGGAAAACUGGAAGCCAUCAUCACUCCACCUCCAGCAAAGAAGGCAAAGUCUCCGUCACAGAAAAAAACUGUAUCAAAGAAAACUGGCAGCAAGAAAGGGGCAAGGAAAUCCAAGAAGAAGCAGGGAGAAGUGAGCAAAUCAGCCAGUGCUGACAGUACAACAGAGGGAACUCCUGCAGAUGGUUUCACAGUCCUGUCCACCAAAAGUCUGUUUCUUGGGCAGAAGCUGAACCUUAUUCACAGUGAAAUCAGUAAUUUAGCCGGCUUCGAGGUGGAGGCCAUUAUCAAUCCUACCAAUGCUGACAUUGACCUUAAAGAUGACCUAGGGAGCACUUUGGAAAAGAAAGGCGGCAAGGAGUUUGUGGAAGCUGUCAUUGAGCUUCGCAAAAAGAACGGGCCGUUGGACGUAGCUGGAGCUGUUGUCAGUGCUGGCCAUGGAUUGCCUGCGAAAUAUGUGAUCCACUGUAACAGCCCGGGUUGGGGAUCAGACAAGUGCGAGGAGCUGCUGGAAAAGACGGUGAAGAACUGCUUGGCUCUGGCUGAUGAAAAGAAGCUGAAAUCAAUCGCGUUUCCUUCAAUUGGCAGUGGCAGAAACGGCUUCCCAAAACAAACAGCUGCUCAGCUGAUCCUGAAAGCCAUCUCCAGCUAUUUUGUGUCAACAAUGUCCUCUUCAAUCAAGACGGUGUACUUUGUGCUCUUUGACAGCGAGAGUAUAGGGAUAUACGUGCAGGAAAUGGCCAAACUAGAUGCCAACUAAGCCUAGAAAGCUACAGUACCAGCCCCCUCUUCUACCCCUUGUCCUCCCCAAAUCCUUAACUCAUUGUGAAGCAGAGCAUCCCUUAUUUUAAAUUUUGCUCAUCGAGGGGAAUAAAGGUGGGGGUUUUGUUGGUUUUUUUGUUUUGUUUUUGUUUUGUUUUUACUUUCUAAAAUGUUUUAUGUUGGCACUGAUAGUUGGCAUUACUGCUGUUAAUGCACUGUAUACCAGGCAUCGUCUGAACUUAGUGUAAACUAGGAGAUUUUAUAGUUUUAUUUUAAUGAAGUAUCGAUCGAAGCAGAAAGCUAUUAGGAGUAUGUAGUCUUUUACUUGUGAAAGAAACAGGCCAACCCUAUUUUGUAACUGUGUUGUGGUGCUUUAUCAAUACAUUGAGUGGCGUUCCUUUCAUUUUUUAAAAGAACAGAUCCUAUAAACCUAAUUUGUGUUUGUUUAUUGUCUUAAUGAUAAAUCUGGAAGAAAAAAAUACAGAAACCCUGUUGUCCUUAAUUAUAUUUACAAUUUUGAAACUGUGUGAAUUGAUUUAGUAAAAUGUUUGAACUGUU
This is a messenger RNA of Falco peregrinus (peregrine falcon), 1841 nucleotides long. RefSeq names its product core histone macro-H2A.1. Gene Ontology annotation, cellular component: nucleosome. The record is from RefSeq and is a predicted model, not a curated record. Gene Ontology annotation, molecular function: protein heterodimerization activity; structural constituent of chromatin; DNA binding. The coding region runs from base 163 to 1281 and encodes 372 amino acids. Gene Ontology annotation, biological process: nucleosome assembly. NCBI's taxonomy places the organism in Eukaryota, Metazoa, Chordata, Aves, Falconiformes, Falconidae. The transcript is spliced from 9 exons.